CGUCCGCCCCCUGGGCCUGGCGGUCGCGCCUGCGCACUAGCUGCUGGCCGGGCGCUCGCAGGGGGAGCUGCUGCAGGCUCCGCAGCGGCGGCGGCAACGGAGGCGGCGGGGGCGACGGUGCGAGCGGCCGGGCUUGGGGGGGGAGCCGAGCCCGGCCCGGGAGCCCGAGGAGGUAGGGCCCGGGCUACCUAGGCCCCUCACGCUGGAUUCCACAGACUCUGGGCCGCCUGACCUCCGCACGGGUAUAUGGGAUGGAAGCGGGACCCUCGGGAGCAGCUGCGGGCGCCUACCUGCCCCCUCUGCAGCAGGUGUUCCAGGCACCUCGCCGACCGGGCAUUGGCACUGUGGGGAAACCAAUCAAACUCCUGGCCAAUUACUUUGAGGUGGAUAUCCCGAAGAUUGAUGUAUACCAUUAUGAGGUGGAUAUCAAACCAGAUAAAUGUCCCCGAAGAGUCAACCGGGAAGUGGUGGAAUACAUGGUCCAGCAUUUCAAGCCUCAGAUCUUUGGUGAUCGCAAGCCUGUAUAUGAUGGAAAGAAGAACAUUUACACUGUUACAGCACUGCCCAUUGGAAAUGAACGAGUUGACUUUGAGGUGACUAUCCCUGGAGAAGGGAAGGAUCGGAUAUUCAAGGUUUCCAUCAAAUGGCUUGCCAUCGUGAGCUGGCGUAUGCUGCAUGAGGCCCUAGUCAGCGGCCAGAUCCCUGUUCCGCUGGAGUCUGUGCAAGCCCUGGAUGUGGCCAUGAGGCACUUGGCAUCCAUGAGGUACACCCCAGUGGGCCGCUCCUUCUUCUCACCGCCUGAGGGCUACUACCACCCGCUGGGGGGUGGGCGCGAAGUCUGGUUCGGCUUUCACCAGUCUGUGCGCCCUGCCAUGUGGAAGAUGAUGCUCAACAUUGAUGUCUCGGCCACUGCCUUCUACAAGGCGCAACCAGUGAUUGAGUUCAUGUGUGAGGUGCUGGACAUCAGGAACAUAGAUGAACAGCCCAAGCCCCUCACAGACUCUCAGCGUGUGCGCUUCACCAAGGAGAUCAAGGGCUUGAAGGUGGAAGUGACCCACUGUGGGCAGAUGAAGAGGAAAUACCGAGUAUGUAAUGUUACCCGACGCCCUGCGAGCCAUCAGACGUUUCCCUUGCAACUGGAGAGUGGACAGACUGUGGAGUGCACAGUGGCACAGUAUUUCAAGCAGAAAUAUAACCUUCAGCUCAAGUAUCCCCACCUGCCCUGUCUGCAAGUUGGCCAGGAACAAAAGCAUACCUACCUACCCCUAGAGGUCUGUAACAUUGUGGCUGGGCAGCGGUGCAUCAAGAAACUGACAGAUAACCAGACAUCAACCAUGAUAAAGGCUACAGCUAGGUCGGCUCCUGACAGACAGGAAGAGAUCAGCCGACUGAUGAAGAAUGCCAGCUAUAACCUAGAUCCCUACAUACAGGAAUUUGGGAUCAAAGUGAAGGACGAUAUGACGGAGGUGACAGGGCGCGUGCUGCCGGCGCCCAUCUUGCAGUACGGCGGCCGGGUGAGCAGGAACCGGGCCAUUGCUACACCCAAUCAGGGUGUCUGGGACAUGAGGGGGAAACAGUUCUACAAUGGGAUUGAGAUCAAAGUCUGGGCCAUCGCCUGCUUCGCACCCCAAAAACAGUGCCGAGAAGAGGUGCUCAAGAACUUCACAGACCAGCUGCGGAAGAUUUCCAAGGACGCAGGGAUGCCCAUCCAGGGCCAGCCUUGCUUCUGCAAAUAUGCACAGGGGGCAGACAGUGUGGAGCCCAUGUUCCGGCAUCUCAAGAAUACCUAUUCAGGGCUGCAGCUCAUCAUCGUCAUCCUACCAGGAAAGACGCCAGUAUAUGCUGAGGUGAAACGUGUUGGAGAUACACUCUUGGGAAUGGCUACACAGUGUGUACAAGUGAAGAACGUGGUCAAGACUUCACCUCAGACUCUAUCCAAUCUCUGCCUCAAGAUCAAUGUCAAACUUGGUGGCAUCAACAACAUCCUUGUCCCACACCAGCGCUCUGCUGUUUUUCAGCAGCCAGUGAUAUUCCUGGGAGCAGAUGUUACACACCCCCCAGCAGGAGAUGGGAAAAAGCCUUCUAUCACAGCAGUUGUAGGCAGUAUGGAUGCUCACCCCAGCCGUUACUGUGCUACUGUGCGGGUUCAGCGACCGCGGCAGGAAAUCAUUGAAGACUUAUCUUACAUGGUGCGAGAGCUGCUCAUUCAGUUCUACAAGUCCACCCGUUUCAAGCCUACUCGCAUUAUCUUCUACCGAGAUGGGGUUCCUGAAGGCCAACUUCCUCAGAUCCUUCACUAUGAGCUGCUGGCCAUUCGUGAUGCCUGCAUCAAAUUGGAGAAGGACUACCAGCCUGGGAUCACAUAUAUUGUGGUGCAGAAACGCCAUCAUACCCGCCUUUUUUGUGCUGACAAGAAUGAGCGAAUUGGGAAGAGUGGUAACAUUCCAGCUGGGACCACUGUGGACACCAAUAUCACCCAUCCAUUUGAAUUUGACUUUUAUUUGUGCAGCCACGCAGGCAUCCAGGGUACCAGCAGACCAUCCCAUUACUAUGUCCUUUGGGAUGACAACCGUUUCACAGCAGAUGAGCUCCAGAUCUUGACAUACCAGUUGUGCCACACUUAUGUACGAUGCACACGCUCCGUCUCUAUUCCAGCACCUGCCUAUUACGCCCGCUUGGUGGCUUUCCGGGCACGGUACCACCUGGUGGACAAGGAGCAUGACAGUGGAGAGGGGAGCCACAUAUCAGGGCAGAGCAAUGGGCGGGACCCCCAGGCCCUGGCCAAAGCUGUGCAGGUUCAUCAGGAUACUCUACGCACCAUGUACUUUGCUUGAAGGCAGAACGCUGUUACCUCACUGGAUAGAAGAAAGCUUUUCAAGCCCCAAGAGCUGUGCCGCCCAAAUCCAGAGGAAGCAGGGAAGAUGGAGGUGGGGUAGGGAGGAGUACAGAAGGCCUUGAUUCCUUCUCAGAGGGGACUAACAGGUGGGGAGCAAGGCCUGUAAGUCAGACCACCAGCCAGAAAUCUCUGAUAUCCACCUCAUGCCCCCCCACACCCCUCACCGCAUCUUGUCACAUCUGGCCCUGACCCCACUGGACCAAGAGGGGCAGCACCGGUGCCCACCAUACACACAGGUGUCUCAUGUGACUCACAGUGCUAAAGACUCAUGCCUGACAGCUUGGUAAGGUUGGUUGUGCAGCCCUGCGGACAAAAGCUGGUAGGUUUGAGUUUGAUAUAUUAGAUGGGAAAAUGAGGGGCUUGAGGCAGCGGGUAGGAGGAGAGGAUGAUUUUUUAGGAGCCUUAAUCAGAAAAGGUCUAGAUUUGUUUAAGAAGAAAAAUGAAACCAGACCCAGAUUGAUAUUUUAGGAUACUAGAUGUUUUAAUGGUGUGAGAAUCAAGUUUAUAGGAAGAUUUUUAAUGCUAAUGGUUUUGGUUCCUCUUCCCCCAGCUGCCACUUCCUUUACCCUUAAUUCCUUUCUCCCCACCUUUUCUACCCCUCCUCCUUAGACCUCCUCCCUGGCAGACACCCAGCCCUAUGGCACUAUGGCACUUAGCUCUGAAGUGACAUGACCCUGUCUUCCUUCCGCCUGCUGGUGGGCAACCAGUGCCUUCCCUGUAAUGGUAAUGCUGCAGAACUGCAACCUUUUGUACCUUUCUUGUGAGGGUGGGGGUAGGGUGGGGAGGGGUGGGGAGGGAGAGAGGAGGUAGGUGGGGGAUAAGCCUAACUCAACAGGUUUCCAGCUAUUUUGCAUUUGAAGGAUUUGACUUCCACAUUCAUUAAGCUUUUUUAAAAGACCACAACCUCAGAUGGUUAAAAAUCCAUUGACAUUUGCACUUUCAGACAUAACAAGUCUCCAAGCUGCUGAGAUGACUGACCCCUGGUCUUUCCACUUAGGUCUCCUUUUUCACUGUCCUCCCUCCUCCCCAACCUUCCUGGGUCUGGAGUUACUUGAGUAGAAUUUCUCACUGUUGGGAUUCCCCCUCCCCCAAGGGUCAAAUCUCUUAUGCUUCAAUAUUUCUUAACUGGGGUAUCAUAUAACAAAAUCCUGAAGUAAAACGAGCAAAAUCUAAAUGUUAUUUUUAUACCAUAACUUGAGUCUAUUGCCAAAAUCUGCAAAUCCUUCCCAUGCCUGAUGAGUUUACAUCGCAGAAACAUUGAGCCAUCAGAAGGAACUUUACUUGUUCUUUGGCUUGACUUGGAAAGAGGUGGUUAUCUCUCAAAGGUGGGACUCAGGCUCCACUCUUCCUCUGUGUAGAAAAAUACCUUUUCUUACUAUAAUUCCUUCCUCUGCACUGCCCUGCGCUCUUCUAUACAAGUGCAUUUUUCCUUCCUCUGAACUGUCCUCUAACAUGUCGGCGCAUCCCAAACUCUAAUGUGUCCUGUGGACAGGCUGAGAUAUUUUGCUGCUCCCCGAUUGCUUCUGUUUACAGAAAUGAAUUUCUCCUGGUUUCCUACUAGGGCAUGUAAGUGGGUGGCAUGGGAUUUUUCCCCCCCCUUCUCCUCUCGCCUAGAUAGAGAGAAGGGUUUGACUGUUCUGCAGAACUGGAAAAGUACGGGGUUCUGGCUUGGUGCCUGUUGGCCUUGAAGCAGGACCCCGUCUUUUCAUGACUGUUUGUUGUAUCCUGUCCCACUUCUUGGGAUUAGGAGUUGCAGUUUCCAUGUAGAAACUUCUCUUUUUGAGGAGCCUAAAUUUCGGUUUGCCCCCAAAUGGUGAUGAAGCCAUGUCACUUUAGGCCUGUCCCUGACUUGGAGGCCUGCUGGAGGAAGCCCUGAAUCCUGACCUGUGCAGUUAGAGCCACCAUUUCCCCUUUUCCUGCAACCCAUGUACAGACUCAGAUUUGCUAUGCAAAACAGACUAUCCCAGGUUGGGUUCUGGUUGGCUACUUUGUUCAAUGAGUUCACAAAAUGUAGCACAAACACUGACUAUAGUGAAGGCAUUGGGACUGUUGAGUAAUUCCUCCUUUACCCCUUUCCUGCCACCUACAGCAUAGGGUUCCCCCUGGGCCUAGCCCAGCUGAAGAACAGAACAGAGGGCUCUAGGAGGGGGUGACUCACUGGAGAGCCUACAUUCCUUACACAAGUGCCUACAGAGAGUGAUGCCAACACUCCAUCUGCCCUGUUCAUUGCCUUCAUAUACUGUCUACUUCGUGUUCAGUCACCCUUUGGAGAGAGGAGCUCUUGGGACAGCGGGCUCUGCACAUUCUCUUCUUGGGUACAUUUUAGGACUGGUAUCAGGGCACUAUUCCUGGAGGGUCCAGUCAUUCACCAGCAUUUGCAAAUGUCAAUAGGGAGCUGGUAGUAGCUACCAGCUCAGCAACAAAUGUGUGUUCUCUCCUUUUCUUUCCUUGCUCUACUUUCCUCGUUUGAAUUUUAGCUGGAAUUUGAAAUACAUUUUUUAGCCCUCUGGCAGUGUGCAUGCCAUUCAAGAAAUAAAAGCAAGACAGGCAGCUUGGGCAACGUCAAGGAAAUAAACUGCUUAGAUUUUUUUAUUUAUAUAUAUUUUAAUUUUUGAGACUUGAAAAAUACUUUUGACCUUGAGGAUCAUUGCUUGCAAGGUGGUGCAUGCAGAAUAAGAAGUGAUAAUGGCAAUAAGCUUUGGCUUUCUUGGCUUGGUUUAAGUGGUGCUUCUUACUUAAACUCCGAGAAAGCUAUGGGGAGACCCUGGCCUCAUUCUCUUUGACAGAUCCCUUGCUCCCUUCAUUCCACUCUUGUCUUCCAUUUCCUUUUCAGUCUCUCCCUGGCUUCCUUGUCUUUUUUCUAUUUACUCAGCUUGCUUGCUGGCCUGCUGACCUGUUGGCCUGUCUGCCUAUGUGAUGAUGAAUUCUCUGCAUGGCUACAAUGAUCCCACUGUUAGCUGGCAAGGUCAGACUUUAGCACCUUGACUGCAGAAAACAAAGCAUCUGUUCCUCAAAACUAGUGAUCCUGUCUGGGUUGGGCUAUCCUCAGACUUACACAAGGAUGGAGCCAGCAGAUCUGCCUAACUAGCAUGCAAUCAGGAGGACUGGUGGCAACUUCCAUACCUUUCCACCCCUUGGAGUUGGUUUCCUUUGUUGCUAUUUCUGGAUCUGGUUCUAGUUCUCUGUGGACCUUCAUCUAUGGGGGUGUCCCAAGGAUAUGUGAGAUAGGAAGACUAGGGAAUGGAGAUGGGAUGAGAAGAGAAUGAUGGAAAGACAAUGGAAAGAUAAAAAGUAGGAAAGGAGAACACUGCUCACUAAUAAUUUUUCCAGUCCAGCCUGAGCCAUUAGGGGUUGAGGUGCUACUAAUAGUCUCUGGGGACAAGUCUGGGGCUGUUAUUGCUGAGAAUUUAGACUUCGAAUAAUGCAGAAGAAAGUACCCACAAGUGUGAAACCUCCCCUCUAAUCUCAAUCUCCUGGUUCCCACCUACUAGAUAGCUUCCCCUGUAGCGUCUUCUUUGGCCACACCACAAUGUCCUUUGAUAGGUUUCCCUUUCUCCUCUAUAGUUCCACACAUGAGGCUAGCACCCAAUGUGGGCAGCCAUAGGGAGGGAGGGAUACAUGGACUUAUUAGCUGGCCCAUGGGGUGUCUGUAAGACUGGUGAGACAGUUUUUAGAUUUGGCAUCAUAUGUGAUCAAGAAGGAUGGAAGUUCCUUCCCCCUCAGGGAGGAAAAGUCAUCUCAAACUAGCCAAAAUACAAUUUUGGAAACUAUAUUGGGGGGAGAAGUGUUUUAUUUAUAUUUACGUGACGUAGGCCAAUCCAGGAUGGUGGCUGGGAUGUCUUCCUUCUUAAAGUCUGAUCAUGGCAGGGAUAUGCAGGGCACUCUUUCCUAUUUGGCCUUCUCAGCUGAUUGAGGAGAAGAGAUAACUGUUUUUCUCUAUCUCCUCAUUUUAAUAAAUGAGGACUUGGCCGUCUCCCAUGGGUCGGGAGAGAGGCUAGGUUGGUGCUCUUCCCUUUAUAUCUACUCCUACUGAUUUAGAACCUCUGGCUGCUGUUCGGGAGCCCAAUCAAGGGAGUGGAAGGAAUGGGCUCAAUACAAAACAAGAAAACCAGAAUAAGGUGGGGAAGGCAGAUUUUUUUUUUUUAAUAUAAAGGAAAAUAGGAAACCCUCCAAGGAUUGUGCAAAUAAAGACAAUGUGUUGAAUGCACUGAGUCCCCUGGUGUAGUAGCAAUAAGGAAAAAUGCAUUAAUUUUCCUGUGCACACAGUCCAAGCUCUUUGGUGUGUGAUGUUGCACUUAGCAGCCAUCUGGUGGGCAUGUGUGACUACUCUGGGUUCCACUUUAGUUUCUAAACUUUUUAUCCCUCUGAAGUUCAGCAUGGAUGGGGGAAUGUUCCUGGAGCCCCAAAGCUGUAUACUUGUUUGCAUUUGUUUCCCCUUGAGACUUGUGUUUGUGUCUUGCUUUGAGCUGUACCUUGUCCAGUCCAUUGUAAAAUUACUCCAACAGUGGUAAUGUACAGUUCCUUCUGAAACAAGCAAAAGCAGCAGCACAACUCUGUUUUAUAAAGACAACAGUGGCUUCUAUUUCUAAAA
Molecule: messenger RNA, 7487 nt
Organism: Erinaceus europaeus (western European hedgehog)
Lineage: Eukaryota; Metazoa; Chordata; Mammalia; Eulipotyphla; Erinaceidae
Gene: AGO1
Product: argonaute RISC component 1
Exons: 19
Coding region: 252-2834 (860 amino acids)
Molecular function (GO): RNA binding; protein binding
Source: RefSeq, a predicted model, not a curated record